AUGGCGACGGAGAAAGGGCAUGAGGAGGUCUCAACCAGGGCGCCUGAUGAAUUGCUGGACGAUUCGAUUGCGUUUCCUAUGAAAGAACCUCCGUCGCAGUAUGACGACAAUCCAGACCCGAACAGUGGACCUGUCUAUGUACAAGUUCGCAAUGUAUCAGUGGAGGUGGAUCCAGCCCGGGGGUCACCAUUCUCCUCGAUAGAUUCGUUCAAGUCCCGGAUCCUCCGCAUCAAAGGAAACUCUUCCCCCAAAGCAAUUCUGCAAGAUAUCUCGGCGGAUCUCCCGAGCCGCAGCCUGACUGCGAUUGUUGGCGCCAGCGGAAGCGGCAAGACGACACUUCUGAAUGUCAUCGCACAUCGCAUCAAAGACGAAAGGUUUCGACAGUCUGGGGCCGUCACCUACGAUGCCGAAUCGCUGGUCGAACCCGAAGGUCAAGCUGCUGGGCCUGCAAGGGUCGGAGUGGCCUAUGUGCUGCAGCAGGAUGUGCUGUUACCCACCCUCACAGUACGCGAGACUCUCCGGUAUGCAGCCGAUCUACGUCUAUCGACGACCAAGACAAGAACUGAGCGAGAGGCCAUGGUCGAAAACGUGAUCCACGACCUCGCCCUGGGCAAGUGUGCCAACACUAAGAUAGGUGAUAACGCUCAUAAGGGCUGCUCCGGCGGAGAGAAAAGACGGACCAGCAUCGGAGUUCAACUCCUCGCGGAUCAGCCUGUGCUUAUCCUGGACGAGCCCACCACUGGGUUGGAUGCUGCUUCGGCCAUCCAAGUCGUCCGGACACUCAAAAGUCUUGCCGAGCGAGGGAAGACUGUCAUCAUGACUAUCCAUCAGCCACGCUCCGAGAUUUGGAGACUGGUCGACAAUCUGAUACUGCUGGCCAGAGGCUCGCCCGUCUAUUGUGGACAUGUCCAGGAAUGUCUGCCGUACUUUGAGCGGCUCGGCUACAAGAUGCCUUCAUUCUUCAACCCAUUCGAUUUUGUCAUCGACCUUGCUGCCGUGGAUCUUCGCUCGCAGGAUGCCGAACAGACCUCUCUAGUCCGUGUCCAGAGACUGCAAGAAGCAUGGAGAGCUGGCGAGACUCACCCCCGGACAGGCGGACCAGGCCAGAAUAAGGGCCAGCCCUUCAGUGGAAAGCAAAGCGCGCACUCGGCAGAUCGCCUCGACGAGCUUUUCCAAGAAGUCAUUGUGCACACCCGGAGGACAUUUGUCGUGACAUGCCGUGACCGACUAGGCCUUGUGGCAAGCACAGUCGAGUCGUUGAGCAUGGGCAUCAUGAGCGGCUGGAUCUUCUACCAAUUGGGUGGUGAUCUCGCCGGGAUCAGAUCGCGGCAAGGCGCCAUGUACUCGGCUUGCGCUUUGCAAGGGUACCUCAUCCUCCUUUUCGAGACCUACCGCCUGACCAUGGACAUCCAAAUCUACGACCGAGAGCGUAUCGAAGGCGUGGUCAGGCCCAUCAGCUUCAUCGUCAGCAGAAGAUUGGCCCGGAUCCCGCUGGAAGACCUCCCAGUCCCAUUCUUCUACUCGGUCAUCUUCUAUUUUAUGGCGGGCUUCCGCUCGAAUGCCGACCAGUUCUUCACGUUCUUCGCCAUUCAGCUUCUGCUGCAUAUGAUCGCCGUCAACCUGGCCACCGUCUGCGUCGCUCUGAACCGGCAAUUCAUGGUUGCAUCUCUGAUCGCCAAUCUGACUUUCACGCUCCAGUCCAUGGGAUGUGGCUUCUUCAUCAACACCCGCUCGCUUGCGGUAUGGCUGCGAUGGGUCAAGUGGACGGCAUAUGUGUUUUAUGCUUUUGGGGCUCUCUGCACCAACGAGUUUGCAGGCCACUUCUAUGAUUGUCCAAGCCCCGGAGGGCCCUCGAACCCGGCUUGCAGGGAGUACACAGGUGCCUAUAUCUUGGCCUCGUUGAACCUUCCCUCUAACUGGCUGUGGAGGCCGAUCGUCGUGCUGGUCGGCUUCAUCCUGUUCUUCUUCAUCCUCUCGGGAGUCACCCUGCAAGUGCUCACUACAGAGGUGGAGGUGGCAAAGACACAUGAAAACAAAGCAGCGUCGUCGGCAGACAGCCAAGAGACAAACGUAAGACGCGGGGGCACGACUAGAACGGUCACGGUUGCGCUCGACCACUUCGGACUCGAAAUCGACCGGAAACGACUGUUCAAGAACAACACCACCAAACGCAUCUUCCAGCCCAUCACCACGACGUUCGAGCCGGGCGUGCUGAACGUGAUCAUGGGUCCAUCUGGGUCGGGGAAAUCAUCAUGUCUGAACGCGAUGGCGCGACGGCUGUACGGAUCCCCAAUGGUCAAGUAUCAGACUACAGGAAGAAUGCUUCUCAAUGGCUCCACCGCGACAGACGCCGUGGUGAUGUCGAUCUGCUCGUAUGUGCCUCAGGACGAUUCAGCCCUGCUGCCAUGUCUGACGGUGCGUGAGACGCUACACUUCGCCGCACGACUCCGUCUGCCGUCCUUCCUGAGCCACGAGCAAAAAGUCCGGCGUGCCGAGUUGGUCCUACUCCAGCUCGGGCUGAAGGACUGUGCGGACACGCUGAUCGGCAGCGACAUGGUCAAGGGCAUCAGUGGCGGCGAGAAACGCCGCGUCUCCAUCGGGAUUCAGAUCCUCACGGACCCCCAGGUGCUCCUGCUCGACGAGCCGACUUCGGGCUUGGAUGCGUUCACUGCCUUCUCCAUCAUCGAAGUCCUCAAGGGCCUGGCGGACGAGGGAAGAACCAUCAUCUUCUCGAUCCACCAGCCUCGGUCCGGUAUGUUCAAGCAGUUCGGAGGGGUGCUACUGCUUGCUAAAGGCGGCGAGGUUGUCUAUGCGGGUUCCGUCUCUGAGAUGCUGCCUCACUUCGAAAGCAUGGGUUUCACCUGUCCAGAGUCGGCCAAUCCAGCUGAUUUCGCAUUGGAUCUUGUGUCUGUUGAGACGCCGAAGUCACUGCAAGGACAACAGCAACAACAGCCAUCCAAUGUUGCGCCAGCAGCCACCAUCACCGCCCUUCCUCCUGCGACCGUAGGUCCCCACGAGAAAGGCAUCGACAUAGAAGACUCUCCGGCGAAAACAUCCAAACCUAACGACACUUUUGCGGAAGAACCAGCGCCCACUCCCUCUCAUUCUCCCACCAAAGCACUUGGACCUGAUUCCACGACCACCGAUACUCAUACCACUGAUGCCACACCAUCAAAACCGGCAGAUCUAGCCCUUCCCGCCACUCUAGGAACCUACGCCCGUCAAAGACAGCCCUUCCAACACGCCUUUCCCAUCCUCCUGCAACGCGGAGUGAUCAACCUGCGCCGGCAGCCAAACCUCCUCACCGGCCGCAUCACGCAACUGGUCGGCCUCGGAAUCGUCCUUGCAGCAUUCUGCUCCCCGCUCCGCCACGACUACUACUCGGUGCAGACACGCGUUGGCUACAUCCAAGCCAUGUCAAGCAUGUUUUUCGUCGGCAUGCUCAACUCGAUCGCCAUGUAUCCCGGCGAGCGGGAUCUGUACUACCACGAAGAGCGGGACGGGACAUACACCCUCGCCGCAUUCUUCGUGUAUUACCUUGCACUCGAGGUCCCUGCCGAGGUGGUCGCGUCCAUGCUUUUUUCCGUCCUGACAGUGUUCGCGGUCGGCCUGCCGCGCACGGCGGGCCAGUAUUUCCUGAUGGCGUAUUCGGCCUUCUGUGUUGUCGAGUGUGGCGAGAGUUUCGGCAUCCUGUUCCUCACCAUGUUCAGCCACACGGGGCUUGCAGUGUCGGUCAUGUCUGUCGUGCUAUCCAUCGCAAUCCACCUCGGCGGCGUGUUGAGUAUCGGCAUCGACCGGUUUCUGAGCGCCGUGAAUCAUAUCUCGCCCGUCAAGUGGCAGGUCGGCGCGCUGCUGAGUUAUAGUCUGCGGGACAUCAGGUUCACGUGCACAGCCGAUCAGCGGCUCGCCGAUGGGACUUGUCCUGUACAGACGGGCGAGCAGGUCCUGGAGCUGUAUCGCUUGAAUGUCGAUACUGUUGCCUAUGCGCUGGCGCUGGGUGGGGUCACGAUUGGGUAUAGACUGCUUGCGUAUUUGGGGCUGGAGAUUCGUGGGGCGGAUUGGAAGGGCUUGAUGAGUGCAACCAUGCGUAAAAAAAGACGAAACUGGGGAUCGAUACGUAAAUAA
Molecule: messenger RNA, 4125 nt
Organism: Capronia coronata CBS 617.96
Lineage: Eukaryota; Fungi; Ascomycota; Eurotiomycetes; Chaetothyriales; Herpotrichiellaceae
Exons: 3
Coding region: 1-4125 (1374 amino acids)
Cellular component (GO): membrane
Molecular function (GO): ATP hydrolysis activity; ATP binding; ABC-type transporter activity
Source: RefSeq, a predicted model, not a curated record